Molecule: messenger RNA, 1318 nt
Organism: Habropoda laboriosa
Lineage: Eukaryota; Metazoa; Arthropoda; Insecta; Hymenoptera; Apidae
Product: anaphase-promoting complex subunit 11-like
Exons: 3
Coding region: 99-596 (165 amino acids)
Biological process (GO): anaphase-promoting complex-dependent catabolic process; protein ubiquitination; positive regulation of mitotic metaphase/anaphase transition
Cellular component (GO): anaphase-promoting complex; nucleus
Molecular function (GO): zinc ion binding; ubiquitin protein ligase activity; cullin family protein binding
Source: RefSeq, a predicted model, not a curated record
GUGUCGUCAAGAAUGGAAGUUCAAGGAGUAGUUGAUUUCCCGAUGGUCCCGCAGGUGUCAGCACACAACGAAUAAUCAGCAUACAAGAGAGGAUUGCUAUGUCUUCCCUGCAAGGACUGCCACCUUUACCGAGAAGCCUCAGCGGAUUCAAUUUGAGCGGUGGACGUUGCGAGGGUUGCGAACCACCACCACCGCCCACCAGAUCUUCCAGUAAAACCCACAGAGGCGGUAAAACUACGAUGCAGAGGCCAUCACCACCUGCCAGACAGCUCACCACGCUGGAUACUCAGCUGGCUAUAUUGAGGAGAGAAAUGUUCGGACUUAGACAACUGGAUCUCUCUUUGCUCGCUCAACUUUGGUCUCUCAACGAAUCUAUCCAAGAAUUUCGCCAGCUUUUGCAAGAGCAAGAAGACAGAGCACCGUCGCCGUCGCCGAGCAGCGAAGAAGGAGACGACACCUCCUACGGAAACCAUCCACCGCCACCUCCGAGAAGACCGGCACCCGGUGUGCAUCUUCACAGACCACCUAGACCACCGAGACCUAGGCCACCUCCUAGCGACGAAUCACCGUCUAGCGAAGAAUACGGAGCAGUUUGACGUGUGCAUCCACGAACGCGCACCUUCCAAACGCUUUCCAAGCCGUUUCUCUUACCACGCGAUCGUAAACUCUUACGCGUUAUCAGAACGCAUCCUUGUGGAAACACUUGUCGAUGCUCAAAGGUACCUGUGUAAAAUUCUAUCCUUCUAAUACGUGAUCUUAUCGCGAACGAUCGGUAGAUCACCUGUUUCAAUCACGCGCGAUAUUCGUUCACCCAUCAAAACUAUCGAUGUCAAUCCAGAAGAACAACGAUCCUCUCUUUCUCUGUCUAUACGUGCAUAUAGUAUAUAUAUCUUUCUUAUUAGAUAAGGAAAAAGGUUUAUUGUCCUCGAUGAGAACUACUUUAAUUCAACACGCUCUUCUCUCAAUUUGUGAUACCAGUCGAAGGGGCCUUUGAUUAACUACGAUAGAUAUUCGUUUGCGCUAAUUAAGAUUUUUCCGCGAUCAUUGGUUGAAAAGACGGAAGUUACUCAAGAUCCGACCGUACGGAACGAAAAACGGCUAGUGAGUUCCAAAGAACCGCGUUCGAAAGUUCUUGUCUCUUCCACGCUUAUCCGCUGUUACGUCCACUGCAGAGAUUUUCUUUCUCGUUGAAAUGCACGAACAGACGACGCACCGAUCGAUCAACCAGACCAUUCGAAUCCUCGAAUUACGGUACGACUUACAAAGAUUUAUGUAGUUUAAUUCGAGUGUGUAAAAGAAUAAAGGAAUGAACGAAAGA